Molecule: messenger RNA, 2780 nt
Organism: Lolium perenne
Lineage: Eukaryota; Viridiplantae; Streptophyta; Magnoliopsida; Poales; Poaceae
Product: chaperone protein ClpB1
Biological process (GO): cellular response to heat
Cellular component (GO): cytoplasm
Molecular function (GO): ATP hydrolysis activity; ATP binding
Source: RefSeq, a predicted model, not a curated record
CUUUGAAAGACUGGAACCUGACCGACAAGGGGCUCGAGCGGCGCCGGUGCGCACCUGACCAGGUCGAGGCGACUAGGGCUCGCUCGCUGUAGGCCGGCUGCGGUCACUGCAAGCGGCGGACCGGAGCAAGCUGCGCAGGGGCGCCGCGGGCAGGCGGCGGUGGGCAACUGGAGCAGCUACGGCCCAAAGCUCGGGGAAGUUGACGGCGCCCACGAGAACCUAGCCGCAACCAGCAGCGAUGACCUUCAGCACAUGGCUUGAUGGGGUCGUGGGAGGAGGGAUUACGGAUACCGCAACUCUUCGGGCCUACGAUCGAGGGUUGGGGGCCUAUGUAACACACUCCUACCAACAACCAAACAAAUUGCUUGAUGAUUUUGCCACCGUAGUCUGUACUGGAGCAGCUGCCGCUUUGUGUUGGGCAGCGUGGAGGUACCACAAGUACAGUAUAUCUCUGGGCAAGUAUGGCCGGGACAUGACGGCCUCGGCCGGCAAGGCCGACCCGGUGAUUGGCCGCGACGACGAGAUCGAUCGUGUUAUUUGCAUCCUCUGCCGUCGGAACAAGAACUGCGUUGCGCUAGUUGGUGCGGCAGGGGUCGGCAAGACAGCCAUUGCCGAGGGUCUCGCUCAGCGCAUCGCUGCUGGGACAGUCCCUGCCACACUCAUUGGAGCACGCGUCGUGGAAGUGGACCUCGGGGCCAUGGUGGCCGGGACUCUUUACUGCGGCAUGUUUGAGGAGCGCAUGAAGGAUGUGAUACGGCAGGCGGAGAAUGCAGACGGCAAGGUAAUUCUCUUCAUCGAUGAGAUGCACAUGCUUAUUGGCUCCGGUGGCAGCCUGAUCCACCAGAGGAGCACGGACGCUGCCAACGUGCUGAAGCCGGCAUUGGCCCGUGGUCGUAUCCGCUGCGUGGCCGCAACGACUUUUGAUGAGUACAUCAAGUACAUUGAGAACGACCCAGCAUUGGAGCGGCGAUUCCAAAAGGUGCACAUUGAGGAGCCAAGCAUGCAGGCAACCAUUGCCAUUCUGCGAGGGCUAAAGAAAAGGUAUGAGGAGCAUCAUGGCUUGGAAAUCCAGGAUGCUGCUCUUAUUGCUGCCGCACAGCUUGCUGCCCGAUAUAUCACAGGUCGUCGAUUUCCUGAUAAGGCAAUCGAUCUGAUCGAUGAAGCAUGUGCCACUGCAGCCAAAAGGAUGAUGCAAAUUGGCAAACAAGAAAAGGAAGUGAACACUGUGCUAACUGCCUCUCCAAAUGCAGUGAACGAAGCAAAUGUUGGCCCGGAUGAAGUUGCACAAGUUGUGAGCCGAUGUACUGGAAUUCCUGUUGCCACACUUGAUCAAGGGGAGAAGGAUAAGUUGAUCCACCUAGCAGCCAGAUUGCAUGAGCGAGUUGUUGGCCAGGAUGAAGCGGUUAAUAAGGUUGUGCGGGCUGUGUUGCGUUCUAGGACUGGUCUUGAUCAUCCUGGCCAGCCAACAGGCUCGUUCCUCUUUUUGGGUUCUACUGGUGUUGGAAAGACAGAGCUUGCAAAAGCUCUUGCCAAACAGCUGUUUGACAGCGAGAAGAUGUUGGUUCGCAUUGACAUGUCUGAAUAUGUUGGGGCCGAAUCAGUCUGGCGUCUUAUUGGAGCACCUCCAGGCUCCUCUGAACAUCAAGAUGGUGGACAACUGACUGAGAAGGUGCGAAGGCGCCCAUAUAGUGUCAUCCUUUUCGAUGAGGUGGAGAAGGCGGAUCCCUCGGUGUUGAAUGUUUUUCUUCAGCUCCUUGAUGAUGGUAUGUUGACUGAUGGAAAAGGUCGGUUAGUAGAUUUCAAAAAUACAAUUAUCAUCAUGACCUCAAAUCUGGGGUCAGAGCACCUACUAGCAGGAUUGUCCGGAGAAAGCACAAUGGAAAGAGCAAGGGACCUUCUCAUGAAUCAGGUUCACAAACACUUCAAGCCCGAGCUUCUCAACAGACUUAGUGUGAUCGUUGUAUUUGAGCCGCUUUCACGAGACAGACUGAAAGAGAUCGUGGCAAUCCAGAUGAAGAAUGUCACCGCCAGGGUAGCCACCAAGGGCAUCUCUCUAUGUGUAAGCGACGCCGCCCUGGAUGUCAUUUUGUCGGAAUCAUACAACCCGGUAUGUAUGUCCUAUUUCCAGAUGACCAAGUUAUCCAUUGAAUAUAUGUUAUUGUCACCGCACUUGAUCUUUUGUAUCGCAGAUGUACGGUGCAAGGCCCAUAAGGAGGUGGGUACAGGACAAUGUGGUGACAACGAUCUCGGAGAUGUUGAUAAGAGGAGAAGCUGGUGCGGGCUCGACGAUCUACAUCAGUGCUACGGAUGAUAGGAAGGCGCUGAAAUGGAGGCAUUGAUGGAGAUGGCGAUGGUGGCUACCAUGCACAGCCUAGGGCCGGCGCCUGGUGAUGGUGGCAGCCCGCCUCCUUCACCUCUGCUUGCUUGGACGAUGAGGUAGCUUUGAAGAUGAAGCUAUGGAGAUCUUGAGGGAGAGGCCUCCCCCUCUAGCUGGGAGGGGAGAACCUUCGGCGGCUGCGUGGAGUUUUUGAUGAAUGAUGGGGGUUGCGAUGGAUGAGGCCAGCGGCUAGGAUUGGUGCUGAUUAUAUAGCCGGCCUCCUCGUACCUCCUCCAUGGAUCCUUCUCUUCUCCUUCGAUUCAAGUGCUCUUGAUGGGUCGCAACCUCCCAAUGCCUUCCUUAUUAUCCAAGAAAAGUACAGGAAUAAACAGGUAUAAAUUCAUGAAAAAUCGUGGAGGUUUUAGCAAAUCCUUUUGCCCAAAUAAGACGGGAUGACCAAAGG